AUGACACAAAAUCCAGAGAUCAUUUUAUAUCAUUACAGAUCCUCGCCAUUUGCUAAGAGAAUCGUAUGGUAUUUGAAUCUUCGAGGGAUUCCAUAUGCAGAAUGUCUUCAAGGUAUGAUCAUGCCCAGGCCUGAUAUUGAAGCUUUAGGUACCAAGUACCGUCGCAUACCUAUCGUUGUUAUUGGUCGUAACAUAUACAAUGAUACACGAUUGAUUCUUAAAAAGCUUGAGAAGCUCUAUCCCGAUUAUCCCCAAAUAUCAGCGUCGUCAACAUCUUCACCUGAUCAUACGGCGAUUGAAAAACUUCUUGAAUUUUGGACUGUCGAUGGUUUGUUCUCACGAGCAGCACAGUUGAUACCAACGAACUUACCAUUGAUGAAUGAUCCCAAGUUCACUUCCGAUCGAGAGAAUUAUACUGGCAGGAGCUGGGAGAAAAAUAGUCUUGCUAGAGGAAGACCUGAAGCUCUGGCUGCUUUGAGAGGAGCCUUCGAAUUCAUGGAGAAUACCUUUUUUUCGGAUGAUCGAGAUUGGAUACUUAAAACUUCAAGUCCAACAUUAUCGGAUAUUGAAGCUGUGUGGCCAUUCCAUUGGUUAACCACAAUGCCUGGUGCAUUAUCAGAAGACUAUAUUUCACACCAACAAUUCCCUAAAACGUUUGCAUGGAUAGCGAGGUUUGAUAAGACAACUCGAUUAGCUGCAAAGAAGGUUCCAAAAGCUAGAAGACUCCUAGGAUCCGAAGCGAUUAAAAUAGUGUCGACAUCGGACUUUGUGGAGAUGGAUGAGAUAGUGGAUGCUCUAGAUCCUACCGGGCUUCAAAAGGGACAGGAAGUUGAAGUCUGGCCAAUUGAUACUGGAAUGAAUAAUAAGGAUAAGGGGACAUUAGUAGGACUUUCAUCGCAAGAGAUUAUCAUAGAGUCUCACACGAAAGAUGGAGUAAAGAUUAAAAUUCAUACACCUCGUCACGGGUUUAGGAUUCGAGGUAUUAUUAGUAAGGGUGGAGGAAAUGCAGCGAAACUUUGA
Messenger RNA from Sclerotinia sclerotiorum 1980 UF-70, 1020 nucleotides. RefSeq lists its product as hypothetical. The transcript is spliced from 4 exons. NCBI's taxonomy places the organism in Eukaryota, Fungi, Ascomycota, Leotiomycetes, Helotiales, Sclerotiniaceae. Bases 1 to 1020 code for a protein of 339 amino acids. The record is from RefSeq and is a predicted model, not a curated record.